Molecule: messenger RNA, 1368 nt
Organism: Betta splendens (Siamese fighting fish)
Lineage: Eukaryota; Metazoa; Chordata; Actinopteri; Anabantiformes; Osphronemidae
Gene: pigc
Product: phosphatidylinositol glycan anchor biosynthesis, class C
Exons: 3
Coding region: 107-991 (294 amino acids)
Biological process (GO): GPI anchor biosynthetic process
Cellular component (GO): glycosylphosphatidylinositol-N-acetylglucosaminyltransferase (GPI-GnT) complex; membrane
Source: RefSeq, a predicted model, not a curated record
UCAAACGACAGGGGGCGCUGUGAGCUCUGACAGCCAGCGUCACUUCCGGACAAAAGAUUAUAGUGUCAGUCGGCGCUGGACAAAAUCAAUUCAUGAUCCCAGGGUGAUGGGGCCAGACAGUGCCCCAGGACCUGUGGUGCCCUGGCGCAAGGUGCUCUGGGAGCGCCAGGCCUUCCCCGACAACUAUGUGGAUGUGCGAUUCCUGGAGGAAUUGCGCAGGAACGAGGGCAUCCGGCAGUAUCACUACUGGGCUGUGGUGAAAGAAGCGGGUUUUGUCGGACAGCAGCUGUCUUGUGUGGCCAUUUUCAUCUCCCUCUGGCUCUACAUGGAGCAGGGUCUACUGUCCCCUGAGGUGCUUCUAUCCUCCACUCUCAUAUGUGCACUGCUAGGUUAUGGACUGCACCAAGCUUUGAUGACUCAGGUUGAAUCGGGCUGUGAGCCUCGCACCCAUCUCGCUGACCUCCAGAGUGCCUCCAUUUUCCUCUCCUUCACCUUUGGCUUCUCUCCGGUCUUAAAGACGCUAACGGAGUCUGUGAGUACAGACACGGUGUACGCCAUGUCUGCCGUGAUGCUGCUGGCCCACCUGGUGUCGUUCCCUUACGCCCAGCCCUCACCCCCGGGUAGUCUCUCCCUAAACGCAGCCCUGUUCGCCUCCGUGUGCUUAGCCUCAAGGUUGCCUGGGGCUGUGCACACCUUUGCCAUGCUCAGCUGUGCCCUGCUGGUGUUCGCUCUGUGGCCCUGCCUGCUACAGAAGCUGAGGGACAAUGCUCCCAGACAGUUUACUGGGGUGUGUGUGGGAGUGUGUUUGGGAGGAGUAGGAGGUCUGGGGUCCCAGUCGGGUGGGGGAGCAGUGCUUCUGACCCUAGCGCUAGUAAGUGUUACACUACUGUGUCCCCUACUGCUAGUCAGGCUGCAGAGGCACAAGGACAACAUCCAUGGACCCUGGGACGAGGCUGUGAUCCACGAGGACCUCAUCCGUCUAAUGCACUAAUGCGCAGAGCAGUGCUUCUGGCCAAACUCACGAGUGACAAGUGUUUCUGUAUAAAAACCAUUUCCGAAAUCAGUAUUGUGUGGAUGCUGUAAAUUAUCAUGUUAACCCUGUGAUGAGAACUUGUUUUACAGAAUGUAAAUCUCUUUUUAAACUAUUGCAUUGUACGUUAACUUGUAUAGAUGUAUCAACUAAUGUGCAUUGUUAACUUUAAUAACUGGACUUAUUGUAAAACUAUGCAGAAACUCUAUAUCAGAGAUGUUUUAAUCUGUGACAAAUGGUUUUGUAAAUGUGUGUUGUUUAACACUGUGGGCUUCAUACAAGUAACAAGGGCUCUAAGUCGGCUACAAACUGAAAUAAAAAUGUGUUUUAACAUGUGA